Molecule: messenger RNA, 1236 nt
Organism: Trichoderma harzianum CBS 226.95
Lineage: Eukaryota; Fungi; Ascomycota; Sordariomycetes; Hypocreales; Hypocreaceae
Exons: 1
Coding region: 1-1236 (411 amino acids)
Source: RefSeq, a predicted model, not a curated record
AUGUCAGCCGAUAGCUGUCUGCCGGAGACACGUCCUCAGGCUUGCCAUAUUAGCUUGCCCAAAGUAUAUACAGCUCACAUAUCUUUACUCAACAGAAAAACGGAAGCCCCACGAUCACCACAACACGGAAAUGGAAGAAGAUGUGUACUCUUCCCAGAGACAGUGGAAGAGGGACCAGAGGACCAGAGAGGUAUUGACCCAAAGAUUGCCCCAAGGAUGGCCAGCGGAUUCGAGCCGCCAGAAGAGUUUCAGGACCGCUGGAAAGACUGCACCGUUAUAUUCGGUAAUGAGGAACUGAAUACGGUGAUUCUCUCACCGGACCAGCAAGUAUUGGUAGAGACUGAAGAACAACUUAUAUACCUCAAAGAUCAAGACGCCGUGAUCCGUGAAAGCGAGGUCAUGAAGUAUCGCGUGCUGGCACGAUGCCAACAUCUCGCAUGCGGCCCUACAAAGAAGCCAAAGGCCAAGGCGGAUGGAGAGGAUGUGAACGACAAUGAGGGCCUAUUACUCUCUAUCAAGAAUGGCAAGUCGGUUUACAUCGGACAGUCAAUGCACAUGGAUGGCCCUGUGUUUGCAUCGGGUAAGAACGAAGAAAAGCAUUCGGCCGGGUUCGAUUUCAAGGGCCUUAAUCUGAAGUCCGAACCGCACAAACUCAUAAUCGGCUCUGGAACAAUCCCGCAUUUCGCAGUGAGCUCGAAGUUCAAUCUCAAGAAGGCCAAGCAACUCGUACAUGCGAAAUCCCUGAAAUCAUUCUACAGAAAGGAAUGGGAAUUUCGGGCUUACAAUGAGUAUGCCGAGAGGUUGAUAGGGGAGAUCGUAUGUGGCUUUCCUUUAGAGGCCUUGGCGCAUCAAUAUAUCGAAGAAUGCCGAAUAAAGCCAGGAGACAGCCUGAAUGGGGCAUAUAGGUUCCCAAACCUAAGCCCAGGGGAAAGGAACCAGCUCCUGGAGGAGAUUUUGUCGCAUGUGGGUAUUGUGCCGGACGUCUUUCAAUUUAAGGUUCCACUUACGGCAACUUUGGAAUACCCGGAAGAGCUUGACGAGACCCUGCGAAUAUUUGCCUGGAACACCCCGAGGAUAUCCUCCCUCGGAACAUGCUACGUCUACCAUCUACUACAUCUACUGCCACCUACUCUACCACCUACUACCACCUACUACCACCUACUACCACCUACUACCACCUACUACCACCUACUACCACCUACUACCACCUACUACCACCUACUACAUCUAUUAUAA